This is a messenger RNA of Metarhizium brunneum ARSEF 3297, 3195 nucleotides long. The record is from RefSeq and is a predicted model, not a curated record. NCBI's taxonomy places the organism in Eukaryota, Fungi, Ascomycota, Sordariomycetes, Hypocreales, Clavicipitaceae.
AUGUCUUCGUCAACAAAGAAUGCAAACGCUCCAUGUAGAUUCCGCCAUCAUCGCAUUUUCAAAUGCCUGAGCCAAUUUCGGCGCAGGUUCAAAGCCCGUUUAAGACCUAAGCUGCCUAAAGAAGACCAAGACACAUCGGUCGAGCCCAUUUCGCUUUCCUCCAUCUCGAUACAUGGCAAACUGGGCCGACAGCCCGCCGUGGAUGACGGCCACGAUCAAAUUUCACCUGUGGACAGUCACUCCAUAAGCACAUCACACCACACUACCAUCGAUGAACCCUCCCAGGCGGUUGUGGACGAUGCGCCAGCUUCAGACCUUUGGAGCGCGGCAUAUCGCGAGGCCGUGGAAAGUCUAGGCGAAGACAUAGACGUGGCGAUCUUGAAAGGCAAAGGCAUUGAGCAGUUAUUCCAUCAGCUCGAAGAACUCAACACGGAGCUGACCGAGCAGUCUGCCUUCCUGGCGGGCGUGGAAUAUUUACAACGUAUCAAGGUACCAUUGGAGAAAUUCAAACUUGCCUUGGAUCUUGCUACUCCUCUCACUGAUAUGCAACCGGUUUCCGCUGCUGUCUUUGGGGUGGUCAAGGGCGUCACAGCGAUUGCCAUAAGCUUCGCCGCCGCCGACGUCGAGUUUGCCAAGAAGAUUGGCGAAAUGUUGGAGCAAAUGUCAUACAUUGAUGAGUGCGACACGCUGGGCCAGAAAUCCGAGAAUAAGAAUAUACACAAGGCCUUGGUAUCCGUAUAUCAAAAGAUCCUGGAGUUUUAUCAAGCUGCAUACGACAUAUUAACUAGGAGAAAAGUAAAAUUAGUCUUGAAAAUCAUCUUGGAAAACGAUAAACUGCCUGCUAUUAUCAGCGAGUUUAUAACGCGCGCUAGCAAUCUUCGAAAUCUUAUUCAUACAACCACAUUAGAGGUUGUCCAAGAGAUCCAGGUCAUGCUCUACGAUCAACAAAUUGCCGCUUGGCUAGGCCGUGAAAGUGAACUGGUUCAAAGCGAACACCAUGACUCACUUCAAGCUAUUCGUGCCGAUGAGGCCUGUGAAUUUCUAUUAAAGCACGCCCACUUCCUCAACUGGUACUGUGGAACCGACGCCACUGGCUCCCAAAAGCUAAUCAUGGUUGGCGACAUGGGCAGUGGCAAAAGCGUCUCUAUGGCGUUUCUUGUCGACGAGUUGGUCAAAAAGAGUCAGUUCCAGCUACCCCGGGCCAAGGUUUACUACUACUACUGCCAACCUGGCAAGACUGAUAACUACGCCUCCUUCCUGUCGACCUGGAUCCUGCAGCUCCUCGAAGACUUUCCCGCCAAGAAGAAGGCCUUUGUCGAGCUAUACAACCAAGCCAGAACACAGGGGGACCGGAAUCCGGGAAAGAACAAGACCUUUCUAGAACGCAUCCUCAAAGGCUUCCUGGGAGACGUCGACCGUUUGCUUUUCAUCGCAAUCGACGGCCUGGAUGAGUUUGAUAGGCGGUCGCGCAAACAGCUGGUCGAGUUCCUGGAUACAUCGAUGCAGGUGACGUCCAAACUAAAAGUUGUCCUGUCUACCCGUCCCGAAGACGAAAUUCUAGAGCUUCUGGGCGAGACGCCAAAAAUUUACGUGAGCUCUCACGCGGGGAGAGAUGGCAUCAUUGUCAAAAAGAUUGUAAACGACAGGUUGAAUCACCUGUCGCCAGAUGUCAAAGGGCUCAUUAUCCGCACGCUAUCCGAACGUGCCAACGGGAGCGCCAUCUGGACGAAUACCGUCGUUCAGCUAAUCGAAGGGCUCGAGAUAAGAGCCCUCGGUCCUAUGAAGACGUUUUUGGAAGACAUACCACUUCCCGAUAGGCUUCACACCCUGUACAGCCAAUGCAUAACGAAAUGUACAUCAAACCGGCCUGAAAAUAAACCCAUUGCCGUCACGGCUUUGAAAUUCCUCUCCGUCGUCCGCAGGCCGCUUAGCAUAUUGGAACUCUCAUGGGCAGUGACGCUGGCCCUGGCCGGAGAUGGUAUAACAAGCAUCGAAUCUCUAGCCGAUCUUGUAGACAGUGGCCGCGUCAUGAGCCUGAUCCGACCGUUUGUUGCCCACAUCGAUUUUGGAGACGUGAAGAAGCGUCAGGUCCGGCUGCUGCACCUGUCGGUAAAGGACUUCGUCACCCAGUCACUAGCUUCGUCGGGCAUGCCGCAUACACCAUCGGCCGAGUGCUGCGCGGAGAUGUUGGAGGCCGAGUUGAUGAAUACCUGCGUCAGGUAUCUCCUGCUCGACGAGGUUGGCCAGAGGCAUCUCUUUUCUGACGAGCAGCUCGCUAUCGAGGCUCUACCGCAAGAAGUUGACCUGUUCAACGACGACAGCGAGCCUAAUAACUACACUGCCAACUGCAGCUGGGACGAGUGGGAGGAGACCAUGAUUCGCUACGACCCGACGGAGCGCGGCUUUGGGGAGUUGUUCGUUUACGCUUCGUGCUACUGGGUUGAGCACUGGAGCGUCAUCACUACGCCGUCCCUAGUAGAGUUGGCGAGCAUCGAAAAGCUAUGUGAGCCCGGUUCUACCAGGAUUCACAACUGGAUUGAGCAGAACCGCCGACCUGGGUGCGUUAUUUUGCCGAGGGUCGUAUUUGACCCUAGUUUGUAUGACCCCCUUGGUAUUGCCGCGCUGUUUAGCUCGCCCGACAUGUUUCGCCACGUGGUUGAGAGUUCCGACUUUGGCAGCGCAAAGUUCUUGCCCAAGUCAAUCAUGAAGGCUGCUGAUCAACUCAUCCAGUGGGGUGACAUAUGUAGGCUGAGGAUGCUGCCUCUCGACGAGAAGGCGAAGCAUCGGCUUCUUACUUUGGAGUUCUUCCGGCUAGUCAUUCACCAGUGGUUUGGUCGCAAGACUGACCUACGGCGUCAAAAUUGGGAUGGAGUCUUUGACUUUAUUUAUGACGUCCUGGACGUCAUGAUACGAGAAAAGUGGGCAAACAAGCUCUUUUGUGCGGCUACCGCGAAGUGCUGUCUGCCCAUGAUCCAGCGUUUGGUGGGCAGAGCCAGGAUCAACAAAGAGCUGGAGAGCGAGCUGUGUUGUCGAGAUUCUCCAGACGCUGGCGAGACAUUAAAUACCAGUGCAGUGAGUCAUUUAAUUCAGGAGGCUAUGAGGGAAGAUGACAUCGAGGUGGUUGAGUAUUUAAUAAAGCACUACGGUACUGAGGUACGCCUCCCCAACUCCAAGUCACGCGAGGAAGAUGCCUAG